AUGAGCCUCCGCCUGCCUCUAUGCCAUCCCCUCCCCCCGGUGACGAGCUCUGAUGGUACAAGGGACCAAUUCUACGAGGACCUGCACGUCCUCCUCGCGUCUGCGCCGAAGGCGGAUAAGUUGAUCGUCCUUGGUGACUUCGGCGCCCAUGUCUUCACAUAUCAUGCUUCCUGGAGAGGAGUGCUGGGUCGCUAUGGUCUCGACGGCUCCAGUGACAAUGACCUGCUUCUCAUACGAACUUGCGCGGAAAACCUGCUCACCCUGACCAACACCUAA
Messenger RNA from Spirometra erinaceieuropaei, 276 nucleotides. The record is from the annotation of a GenBank genome assembly. Lineage: Eukaryota; Metazoa; Platyhelminthes; Cestoda; Diphyllobothriidea; Diphyllobothriidae.